This is a messenger RNA of Dentiscutata erythropus, 190 nucleotides long. The record is from the annotation of a GenBank genome assembly. Lineage: Eukaryota; Fungi; Glomeromycota; Glomeromycetes; Diversisporales; Gigasporaceae.
UGAUAUCAUUGUAUAUUUGGCAUUGUUGGUAUUGCCAUUAUUUUGGUCUACUAAUUUUCAAGAAGUUUUUAGUAAAAUUUUAGUUAAUUACACCAAAUUAACUGACGAAAAAAAGUGGAGAAUCAAAGAAUUAUCUGAUGCUAUAAAUAUUAGUAGGCAAUUAAAAGAAGGGGAAGCAGAAAAUAUUUAG